Messenger RNA from Poecilia latipinna (sailfin molly), 634 nucleotides. RefSeq lists its product as uncharacterized. The record is from RefSeq and is a predicted model, not a curated record. NCBI's taxonomy places the organism in Eukaryota, Metazoa, Chordata, Actinopteri, Cyprinodontiformes, Poeciliidae. The transcript has 3 exons. The annotation marks the transcript as partial.
UCAGGUUCUGUGUUUUUUAUGUUUUGUGUUUGCUUUUGUUUGAGUUUAUUUUCUUUGGAGCACCUGCCGUUCCCCAUAGCAUCCACAAGAUGCCGCCAGAGUUCAGAGCCCCUGGGAAGGUGCGGGGGUAACCCCGCAGGCACACCUGCAGUUCGUUUGAGGGGAUGGAUUGAGGAUUUAAGCAGCAGUUGGACAACUCUUCUUCGCCUGAGUGUUGCUUACCUUGGUAAUCCUGUUGUCGCUACAUCAUCCCUGAGUGCGUCGUCUGACCGGAGGCUCUGGGAGAGCUGUCCCGCUGUCGUGAGUCACUCUCCUCGUGUGUUCCUCCCCGACGCCACUGGUGGUACCAGUCGGACGCCAUCCCUCGUGUGCUCGCCCUUCCCCCUGACGUCGGUCCGUCUCCAGAGGUCUCCCCUUCGGGACGCAAGAGGAUCUGCCGGUCCGAGCCCGAACCUAGCUGGAGAAGAGAGGAACGACUGGACCGGAUGGUACCCCGUUCGCUCCGUCUCUACUACCUGUCCGCCCUCCGACGAAGCCUCACAAUUCAGUAGUGAUGGGCAAAUGAAGCCUCAUGAAGCAAUGAACCUUCUCAGCCCUUUGCUUUGCAAAAAGCAGGGCGAUCGGAGCUCCUUAA